Anoplophora glabripennis (Asian longhorned beetle) is the source of this 2206-nucleotide messenger RNA. RefSeq names its product heat shock 70 kDa protein cognate 4 (gene Hsc70-4). Gene Ontology annotation, cellular component: cytoplasm; nucleus; plasma membrane. Gene Ontology annotation, biological process: cellular response to unfolded protein; protein refolding; vesicle-mediated transport. The record is from RefSeq and is a predicted model, not a curated record. Gene Ontology annotation, molecular function: heat shock protein binding; ATP-dependent protein folding chaperone; misfolded protein binding. The transcript is spliced from 3 exons. NCBI's taxonomy places the organism in Eukaryota, Metazoa, Arthropoda, Insecta, Coleoptera, Cerambycidae. Bases 114 to 2063 code for a protein of 649 amino acids.
CCGUCGUAUAAAACCGUCCAUUGCUUUGUUCUAGAGAGAUUUGAUUGCAGUACUCGUCGAAGUAUACACGUAUUUAAGUUUGUAAAGUAUUGUCUGCAACUACAUUAAAUAAGAUGGCGAAAGCACCAGCAGUAGGUAUUGAUUUGGGUACAACUUACUCCUGCGUGGGUGUAUUCCAGCAUGGAAAAGUAGAAAUUAUUGCCAAUGACCAGGGAAACCGAACUACCCCGUCUUAUGUUGCAUUCACAGACACGGAACGUCUCAUCGGAGAUGCCGCCAAAAACCAGGUUGCCAUGAACCCAAAUAACACAAUUUUUGAUGCAAAACGUUUAAUUGGGCGUCGUUUUGAUGAUUCUGCUAUACAGGCUGAUAUGAAACAUUGGCCUUUUGAUGUAUUCAACGAUGGUGGCAAACCAAAAAUUAAAGUAAAUUACAAGGGGGAAGAGAAAACCUUCUACCCUGAAGAAAUUAGCUCAAUGGUACUCACAAAAAUGAAGGAAACUGCCGAAGCCUAUUUGGGAAAGGCCGUAACGAAUGCCGUCAUUACUGUACCUGCAUAUUUCAAUGACUCCCAACGUCAAGCAACUAAAGAUGCUGGCACCAUAUCUGGUCUCCAAGUACUUCGUAUAAUUAACGAACCCACAGCUGCUGCUAUUGCCUAUGGCUUAGAUAAAAAGGGACAAGGUGAACGUAAUGUCCUUAUCUUCGAUUUGGGAGGUGGUACCUUCGAUGUGUCCAUCUUAACCAUAGAAGAUGGUAUUUUUGAGGUCAAGUCCACUGCCGGAGAUACCCACUUGGGAGGUGAAGAUUUCGACAACCGCAUGGUCAACCACUUUGUCCAAGAAUUCAAACGUAAAUAUAAGAAAGACCUCACCAGCAACAAACGUGCCCUCCGUCGGCUAAGAACCAGCUGCGAAAGAGCUAAACGUACUCUCUCUUCAUCCACACAGGCUAGUAUUGAAAUCGACUCUCUGUUUGAAGGUAUAGACUUUUACACUUCAAUCACCCGUGCCAGAUUUGAGGAACUGAAUGCUGAUUUGUUCCGUUCCACAAUGGAACCCGUCGAAAAAGCCAUUCGUGAUGCCAAAAUGGACAAGUCGCAGGUUCACGACAUUGUCCUUGUAGGAGGAUCCACUCGUAUCCCUAAAGUCCAGAAGCUCCUUCAGGACUUCUUUAAUGGCAAGGAAUUAAACAAGUCCAUCAAUCCCGAUGAGGCUGUAGCCUAUGGCGCUGCUGUUCAAGCUGCCAUUUUGCAUGGUGACAAAUCUGAAGAAGUACAAGACUUGCUACUUUUGGACGUUACUCCUCUGUCACUUGGUAUCGAAACGGCUGGUGGUGUGAUGACCGCUCUGAUUAAACGUAACACCACAAUUCCAACUAAACAAACCCAGACCUUCACCACGUACUCGGAUAACCAACCAGGUGUGCUGAUCCAGGUAUACGAAGGUGAACGUGCUAUGACCAGAGACAACAAUCUCUUGGGUAAAUUCGAACUGACUGGCAUCCCGCCAGCGCCACGAGGUGUGCCUCAGAUCGAAGUAACAUUCGACAUUGAUGCCAACGGUAUCCUCAACGUAACGGCUGUAGAGAAAUCUACUAACAAAGAAAACAAAAUCACGAUCACCAAUGACAAAGGGCGCCUUAGUAAGGAAGACAUUGAACGUAUGGUUAACGAUGCCGAGAAGUACCGCAGCGAGGAUGAAAAACAGAGAUGCACCAUUUCUGCCAAGAACGCUUUGGAGUCUUACUGCUUCAACAUCAAGAGUACCAUGGAAGACGACAAGAUCAAAGAUAAAAUCAGCGAAAGCGACAAGACUACCGUCAUGGAGAAAUGUAAUGAGGUUAUCGCUUGGUUAGAUGCCAACCAAUUGGCCGAGAAGGAAGAGUAUGAGCACAAACAAAAAGAAUUGGAGAAUAUUUGCAAUCCAAUUAUUACUAAGUUGUAUCAGGGUGCUGGCGGUGUACCUGGGGGUGUUCCUGGAGGGUUCCCCGGAGCAGGUGCUGCCCCGGGUGCAGGAGGCGCCGCUGGCGGUGCUGGUCCAACUAUUGAAGAAGUUGAUUAAACAAUCAUUCCAUUUUAUUUAUGCCAGUAUUAUUUUGCAGACAAAACUUUCAUUUUUUUUUUUAUCUUAUCACCAAAGAAACUUUUGUAAUAUUUAUUAAAUUAACUACAGUGCAGUUUUGUUAAUAAAUAUCAAAUCUAAAU